AUGCCAGGUGCCUUCUGUCUGGGCUCCACCCUGCACUCCUGGGGGCCGCAGCUCAUGGAGGAGAACUUGCAGUCGUCUGUGCUCUUCGGGGUUGUGAUAGGCAUUGCCCUGGUCCUCAUCGGUGGCAGCAUCCUCCUCGUGGUCAGGAGAGUGAAACAGUCCCGACAGCUGCAGCCUGCCACGCCGCAGUACAGGUUCCGCAAGAGGGACAAGGUGAUGUUCUACGGCCGGAAGAUCAUGAGAAAGGUGACCACCCUCCCCCACACGCUUGUGGGGAGCAGUGCUGCACCCCGGCAGCGGGUGAGGAAGAGGACCAAGGUGCUGUCUCUGGCCAAAAGGAUCCUGCGUUUCAAGAAGGAGUACCCCACUCUGCAGCCCAAAGAGCCCCCGCCCUCCCUGCUGGAAGCAGAUCUCACGGAGUUUGAUGUCAAGAACUCUCACCUGCCCUCGGAGGUCUUGUACAUGCUAAAGAAUGUUAGGGUCCUGGGCCACUUUGAGAAGCCGCUGUUUCUGGAGCUGUGCAAGCACAUGGUGUUUGUGCAGCUGCGCGAGGGCGAGUACAUGUUCCGGCCGGGGGAGCCGGACAACAGCGUGUAUGUGGUGCAGGACGGGCGGCUGGAGGUCUGCGUCCAGGACACGGGCCACCCUGCCCCGUACAAGACAGUCUCGGCACGCGCGGCUGCCCCUUCCACCAUCCUCCGACUGCCGGCUGAUGCUCUGCAAGGCGUGUUUGAGAAGUACCCCGAGACCCUCGUGCGGGUGGUGCAGGGUCCACCGCACUGUGUCUGCGGUACGGAGCCCAGCCCAGCGCCUGCACAGGGCCUGCUGGCCGGGUGA
Messenger RNA from Trichechus manatus latirostris (Florida manatee), 837 nucleotides. RefSeq names its product patatin-like phospholipase domain-containing protein 7. Bases 1 to 837 code for a protein of 278 amino acids. The record is from RefSeq and is a predicted model, not a curated record. NCBI's taxonomy places the organism in Eukaryota, Metazoa, Chordata, Mammalia, Sirenia, Trichechidae. The transcript is spliced from 9 exons.